AUGAAGUUCUCCGUUGCUAUCCUCUCCAUCCUCGCCGGAUCUGCCAUUGCUAAGCCAACAUGCUCCUCUAAUUCCAUUGAUAUUGUAGACUCAGACUACAAGAAAGCCUAUCACGAUCUUCACAAGGAGUACACUUCUGCCAUCCGCGAUUCUGGUGCUCCCAAUCAGUUCAGAGUCCAAGGCUGCUGCGAUAGAACUCCGUGCUUUGUUGGAUGCUUUGUCAACGGUGACUGGGAGUACUGCUGCUAA
This is a messenger RNA of Trichophyton rubrum CBS 118892, 249 nucleotides long. RefSeq lists its product as uncharacterized. Bases 1 to 249 code for a protein of 82 amino acids. Lineage: Eukaryota; Fungi; Ascomycota; Eurotiomycetes; Onygenales; Arthrodermataceae. The transcript has 2 exons. The record is from RefSeq and is a predicted model, not a curated record.